AUGGCCUUCUCUUCCUACUUCCUUUUUGUCGCCCUUCUCGUGUUGGCCUCAUGGCAAGCUAUCGCUUCUGAUCCGAGCCCUCUCCAAGACUUUUGCGUUGCGGAAAACAGCUCACGUGUUCUGUUGAACGGAUUUGUCUGCAAAGACCCAAAAGAUGUGAAAGCAGAAGACUUCUUCUUGGCCGCAAAACUCGACAUGCCAAGGGACACGAAAACAAACAAGGUCGGCUCUAAUGUCACCUUGAUCAAUGUGAUGCGGAUUCCUGGCCUGAACACAUUAGGCAUCUCCCUGGCGCGCAUCGACUACGCACCCUUGGGCGAGAACCCACCUCACACGCAUCCGCGUGCCACUGAGAUCCUGACCGUUCUUGAAGGAACCCUCUAUGUGGGCUUCGUAACAUCGAACCCAAACAACACAUUAUUGUCAAAGGUACUCAACAAGGGUGAUGUGUUUGUGUUCCCAGAAGGACUCAUCCACUUUCAAUUCAACCCAAACCCCUACAAACCAGCGGUGGCAAUUGCGGCACUUAGCAGUCAAAACCCCGGGGCAAUCACCAUUGCCAACACUGUAUUUGGAUCAAAACCUAUGAUCUCGGAUGAUGUUCUCGCCAAGGCCUUUCAGGUGGAGAAGAAGACUGUGGACUGGCUUCAAGCUCAAUUCUGGGCCGACAACCACAAUUAAUGAAAUGUUGCAUCAAGUCCCUUGAAUAUGAUGUUCUAGUAUGUCAUAAUGCAUUUGUUUGUCAUACUUGUUAGCUACAAAAAUAAAUUCCAUGUACCAUUGGACUGUUUUCUGGUCAUAUGAAA
This is a messenger RNA of Lolium rigidum, 806 nucleotides long. RefSeq names its product germin-like protein 8-8. Gene Ontology annotation, molecular function: manganese ion binding. The coding region runs from base 1 to 681 and encodes 226 amino acids. Gene Ontology annotation, cellular component: cell wall. The transcript has 2 exons. Lineage: Eukaryota; Viridiplantae; Streptophyta; Magnoliopsida; Poales; Poaceae. The record is from RefSeq and is a predicted model, not a curated record.